UUCCCGCGUUUGGAGGAGAGCAGACUGUGGCUCCGCCGGGCCUGUGCCGGGUGGUCUGUCACCCGGCGUCCAUGACCAAGACCUGCGAGUGAUCGGCCUGCCUUGAGGUCCACCAGAGGGAACGAACGUCGGAGACCUGUGUAUCCGCAAAGCAAGUGUUGUGAAGAUUUGCUCUCGGAAAAAGGAAGGAUGCCACUCUUCUUCCGGAAGCGGAAACCCAGUGAGGAGGCUCGGAAACGGCUGGAGUACCAGAUGUGUCUGGCAAAAGAAGCUGGGGCAGAUGACAUUCUUGACAUCUCUAAAUGUGAGCUCUCAGAGAUUCCAUUUGGGGCUUUUGCAACAUGCAAAGUUCUGCAGAAGAAGGUGUUGAUUGUCCACACGAAUCACCUCACUUCCCUGCUUCCUAAAUCCUGCAGCCUCCUGAGUCUCGCCACCAUCAAGGUCCUGGAUCUUCAUGAUAAUCAGCUGACAGCCCUUCCUGAUGAUAUAGGGCAGCUGACAGCCCUCCAGGUCUUGAACGUGGAAAGGAAUCAACUGACGUAUCUCCCGCGUUCCAUUGGGAACCUGAUCCAGCUCCAGACCCUCAACGUGAAAGACAACAGGCUGAAGGAGCUUCCAGACACCUUGGGGGAGCUUCGGAGCCUGCGUACUCUCGACAUCAGUGAAAGCGAGAUUCAGAGGUUGCCGCAGAUGCUGGCGCACGUUCGAACCCUGGAGACUCUGAGCCUGGACGCAUCAUCCAUGGUCUACCCCCCACAGGAGGUGUGCGGCGCCGGCACCGAGGCCAUUCAGCAGUUCCUCUGCAAAGCAUCAGGGCUGGAAUACUACCCCCCUUCUCAGUACCUGCUGCCAGUCCUGGAGCAAGAUGGAGCCGAGAACUCCCGGGACAGCCCCAGUGGGUCCACAGACAGGUUCUCCAGUGAGGAGGUAGACUGGCAGAAUAGGUUCUCAGACUAUGAGAAGAGGAAGGAACAAAAGAUGCUGGAGAAACUCGAGUUCGAACGGCGCCUGGAACUUGGGCAGCGAGAGCACGCCCAGCUCCUUCAGCAGAGCAACAGCCAGAAGGACGAGAUCCUUCAGACGGUCAAGGAGGAGCAGUCCCGGCUGGAGCAGGGCCUGAGCGAGCACCAGCGCUACCUGGAUGCAGAGCGGCAGCGGCUGCAGGAGCAGCUGAAGCAGACAGAGCAGAACAUCUCCAACCGGAUUCAGAAGCUCCUGCAGGAGAAUCAGAGGCAAAAGAAAAGUUCCGAGAUUCUGAAGUCGCUGGAAAAUGAAAGAAUAAGAAUGGAACAGUUGAUGUCCAUAACCCAGGAGGAGACAGAGAACCUACGGCGCCGUGAGAUCGCCUCGGCCAUGCAGCAGAUGCUGACCGAGAGCUGUAACAGCCGGCUCAUCCAGAUGACCUAUGAGUCUCAGAGGCAGAACCUGGUCCAGCAGGCCUGUUCCAGCAUGGCUGAAAUGGAUGAGCGGUUCCAGCAGAUUCUGUCCUGGCAACAGAUGGACCAGAACAAAGCCAUUAGCCAGAUCCUGCAGGAGAGCGCCCUGCAGAAGGCGGCCUUCGAGGCCCUCCAGGUGAAGAAGGACCUGAUGCAUCGGCAGGUCCGGAAGCAGAUUAAGUUAAUAGAAACUGAGUUAUUGCAGCUGACACAGCUGGAGUUAAAGAGGAAAUCCCUGGACACAGAGGCACUACAGGAGAUGAUCUCGGAGCAGCGCUGGGUCCUGAGCUCCCUGCUCCAGCAGCUGCUCAAAGAGAAGACACAGCGAGAGGAGGAGCUCCGGGAGAUCCUGAUGGAGUUAGAAGCCAAAAGCGAAACUAAGCAGGAGAAUUACUGGCUGAUUCAGUAUCAGCGGCUCUUGAACCAGAAACCCUUGUCCUUGAAGCUGCAGGGAGAAGGCCUGGAGCGCCAGCUGGUGGCGCUCCUGGUGGAGCUGUCGGCGGAGCACUACCUUCCCAUCUUCACCCACCACCGCAUCUCGCUGGACAUGCUGAGCCGGAUGGGCCCUGGGGACCUGGCCAAGGUGGGCGUCUCGGAAGCCGGCCUGCGGCACCAGAUCCUGCGCAGAGCCCAGGAGCUGCUGGACGCGACCAGGGCCCAGCCAGAGCUGCUGAAACCACCCCAGGGCGAGGUCCUCCCCACGGCCCCUAAGGAGCUUCCCAAGGCAGUGAGACCAUCAGCCCCCUGCGCAGAGCUGGAGGCCCAGGCCUCAGAAUGUGUUGUGUGCCUGGAACGGGAGGCCCAGAUGAUCUUCCUCAACUGCGGCCACAUCUGCUGCUGCCAGCAGUGCUGCCAGCCCCUGCGUACUUGCCCACUGUGCCGCCAGGACAUCGCCCAGCGCCUCCGCAUCUACCACAGCCGCUGAGCGCCGGCUGCCGGCCCAGGCCUGACACCUCCAGCCCCACCUCUGCCACCUGCGGGCCCAGGGCUCCAGCUCCCGCUCUGUUCUCCAUGGACUAGUACGAGCCCCUCUGUCCUGG
Lipotes vexillifer (Yangtze River dolphin) is the source of this 2476-nucleotide messenger RNA. It is a transcript of the gene LRSAM1, whose product is annotated as leucine rich repeat and sterile alpha motif containing 1. The transcript has 25 exons. Gene Ontology annotation, molecular function: protein binding. Gene Ontology annotation, cellular component: cytoplasm. Lineage: Eukaryota; Metazoa; Chordata; Mammalia; Artiodactyla; Lipotidae. Bases 190 to 2361 code for a protein of 723 amino acids. The record is from RefSeq and is a predicted model, not a curated record.